This is a messenger RNA of Arachis ipaensis, 6933 nucleotides long. The record is from RefSeq and is a predicted model, not a curated record. NCBI's taxonomy places the organism in Eukaryota, Viridiplantae, Streptophyta, Magnoliopsida, Fabales, Fabaceae.
UUAGAAUUUCGAAAUUUUAGACUCACCACGGUUCAGCUGUCACCGCGCCGCGAGCUCGAACCAAGGUUCACGCUCUUGUGCGCGCCGUCACCUCCCUGCCACAGCUCGUUGCCGUCGUCCUUCGAAGUUUCUGCCGCCGGUCACCAGCUCACCAGCUCCCUGCCACCACAGCUCGUCAGCAGUCACAGCUGGUGUUCACUUCACUUCUCCUGAUGCUAUGGCUGAUAUUGAUCCCCACACGUUGACCUGCCACGCCUGUGGCAACGUCGGCCUUGUUGAUGGCGAUGACGGCUUUUUCUAUUGCAACCGCUGUGGUUCCCCUCUGAGGAUGUGGUCGAUACUGCCGUCGAUGACAAUGAUCUCUUCAACAGCGGCGGUGCUUCCACCGGCAUAUACCUCACCAGUCAGCAGCUCCACCAGCUCUCCACAGUCGCAAUCAAAGCAGAACCAAUCUCCCAGUAUGACUCACAGUCGGUCCUUCUCUGCAACCUCAGCUUGGAGGACGAUGACGACCAAACCCCUCCUCGGAACAAUGCCAGCAAGGUGAAGAGAGAGGAGGAGAAUUAUGCUCUGCUUUUCGGCGAUAUUCACUCUGUUCCAGAGGAUUUUGCUGAUGUGGCUGGCACUAAUGUUCUGAGCUUUGAGGAUUAGCAGAAUGAAGUUAGGAUGAGGUAUGUGUUUGGGUUGCAGAUUAUGGUUCAGCUUCAGUGCGAGGCGUUGUUUAAGGAGUUCAAGGUUACUCCUUUGAUUUGCGGGUUGAUGCCGCCCAUUUGGUUGCGGUUUGUGUUCGGAACUGGUGUCUUCAAUGAUGAUUGGGCUGAUAAAGUUAUCCAUGACUCAGAAAUGCAGCACGAAGAAGAAGAACCUGAAGAUCAGUAAUACAGAGAGGAACCCCAUAAUUUAUAUGGCCAGCAUGCCGUGAUAUGGUUCAGGACCUUAAAGAAAAGAAUUCCACCAUCCUGUACUCUUGCUGUUUCUUUUCUGGCAUGUCAUGUUGCAAGGGAAUAAAACCUGUUCUGCCAUCUGACUUAAUCAAGGGGACACUGGAAGCGAAGAUUCCAUAUAUUUCUGCAUUUGUUGAAAUUGAAAGGUGUCUUGGACGCCCAUCAAGUGCAUGUCCUAUUAGUUCAGGUGUGAUGUUCAAGCCUCAACGAGUUCUUACGGUACUGAAGCUAGAAACAUUUGCUGCAUCAAUUGCGCAGUUCAUAGGCUUGAGUUACCUCCUGUGAAUUUCUUUGGAAUAGUACAUCGCUAUCUUCAGUGAUUAUCUCUUCCUUCUGAAAAGAUUCUUCCUCAUGUAUGCCGCAUAUAUGAAUGGGCCGUGCCUCCAGAUUUGUGGUAAUCCUUAUCAGAAAAACAUUUUAAGCCACCUAUUCAUGUUUGUGUGAUGUCAGUUCUGAUUGUAGCAAUAAGAAUGUUGUAUAACAUAAACCGUUCAGGAGAAUGGGAGAAAAGUUUGUCCAACAAAGGCAAUACCAAAGACAAUGGUGAGAAGGGUACUGUUUUUUCCCCAUGUGAUAGACCUAGUUCUGGUGAAGAAGGUUCCGAGACAAAUUGAAACAACAGGAACAUGAAUUAGACACUUCAGGAUUUCUCCAACACCUUCAAACAAUAUAUAGUGAUCUUGCCGAUACCCAAGAGUAUUCAAAAGACCUGGCAUCAUAUCUCAAACACUGUAGGGAUGUUGUCUUUGCUGGAUCAGAGGCAUCAUAUGGGAAUUACGAGGAAGAAAAGAUGAUAGAAUACUUGUGGAACUCUUAAAAGAAUGAAAAGGAUACUAAGCCUUCAGAACAUGGAGAGGAAUCUAACAAGAUCGAGGGAUGAUGCAUUGCUUUGUAGGACAUUUGGGAGGGAGGACAAGAAAACAACAUUCCAAUCAGCCAUCUCGUUACAACACCACCCCUGGAAAUCAUUUGCCUCAAAAUGUGGAUAAUGAUGAUGGCGACAAUGACAAGGAUGAUGACUCCUCAGAGAGUUUUAGAGGCAGUGAUGACUCAGAUUCCAAUGCGCAUAGUUCAAAAAAACCUCAUGUCAAGGUAGCCAUUGCACGGAUGAAGUUAGACAUGGAGGAAAACAGGUUCUACUAUAUACCACCUAUUGUCAAUAAGAAAAGACGACACGAUUAUCUUCAGUACGUGAGAAAGAUGGAUGAAGGUGUCUUGGACUAUGUUGCUCAUGCUGAUUACUAUGCAUGUUGGCGUGUUGAAGCUCAAAAGAAGACUUGCUUGGUUAGAUGAACAGAUUGACGAAUGCUUGCAGUUGAAACCAGAGAGAAUUUCUUGCAAGUUCUGCAGUGAUGUGGCCCCUGAAAAUGAAUCUGAUGAUGUACAUGGGCUAUUAGAUUUGAAUAUUUGAGAAUUAAUAUAGAAGGACUGGUGCACCCAACUUGACUCAUCUCGAUGUUAGAAGGUGCUCAAAGUUGAAGGCAUUGCCAAAUACUCUUCUCCCAGACUUGUAGGUUACCAGAGGCUUGUCUGCUGCCGCCUAACUUGAAACAUAUUAAUAUCUGGAAAUUUCUGAUCACUUGUUGAGAUCAUAUCAUGGCUGCUGCACUUGUUGGUGGAGCUUUUCUUUCUGGCUUCAUUAACGUCGCCUUUGACAGGUUCCUAACAACUGAUGCUGUCAACUUGGUCUUGGGCAAGAAACUUGGCCCUGACUUGGUUCAAAGGCUGAAGACUGCUCUGCUGGGUGCUGAAGCUCUUGUUGCUGAUGCUGAGAUGAAGCAGUUCGGUAAUCCAUCUGUGAGGAAGUGGCUCGAUAGUCUCCGGGAUGCUGUUUACUGUGCUGAGGACUUGCUCGACACUGUCCUCGCCAAAGCUGCCACUCAAAAGGAGCUAAGUUCUUCCUGGUGGUCCCCUAGCUUCUCCAUCAACCGAGAUAGAGAUGACAUGGUAGACAAGAUGGAAGCGGUGGUUAGAAGAAUUGAGGAUCUUGGAAAACAAAAAGAUUUCCUUGGUCUUGAAAAGAUUCCCACUGGUAGCUCAUCAUGGAGGACUCCAUCCAGUUCUCUUGUAAAAGGGAGUGUGUAUGGCAGGGAGGAUGACAAGAAGGCCUUAAUCAAGAUGCUGAAUGACAACUGUGAGCAUCACUUGUCUGUGAUGGCUAUUGUUGGCAUAGGUGGGGUUGGUAAAACAACUUUAGCCCAAUGGCUGUACAACAAUGAGGAGUUCAUGAAGGGAUUUGAUCUGAAAGCAUGGGUUUGCGUUUCAGAGAAGUUUGAAGUUGUUGAGACUACAAGGAAUGUCAUAAAGCAGAUCCAUGGAGGUACUUGUAGUCUCGACGAUUUCAAUUCACUUCAAAAUGCUUUGAAAGGAGAAUUGUCGAAUAAGAAGUUCUUUAUUGUUCUGGAUGAUGUUUGGAGCGAUGAUGGUGACAAAUGGAGUAAUUUUAUGACCCCUUUCCAACAAAAUGGGAAUAAGGGAAGUAUUGUUCUUCUGACUACUCGGGAGGAAAAUGUUGCUUCUGCAGUUCAAAAUUGUCGCCCUUAUUUUCUCAAGAAGUUGUCGGAGGACUAUUGUUGGUCAGUGUUUGCAGAAAAUGCAUCUUUUCCACAGUCAAAUGGGAGAGCAGCAAUUGAAGAAAUAGGUAGAAAGAUUGUCAAGAAGUGUGAUGGCUUGCCAUUAGCUGCAGAAACACUUGGUCGCUUGUUACGUACUAAGCAUGAUGUUGAGGAAUGGAACAAGAUACUAAUGAGUGAUAUUUGGGAAUUUUCGGUGGAGAAGAGUAAGAUUAUUCCAGCAUUACUGAUAAGUUACUUCCAUCUUUCUCCAUAUUUAAAGCGUUGUUUUGUUUAUUGUGCUUUAUUUCCCAAGGAUUAUGAAUUUGAGAAAGAUGAAUUAAUCCUUUUGUGGAUGACAGAAGAUCUUUUACCACCACCAAAGAGAGGAGAAAGAUUAGAAGAAGUUGGUUGUGAGUGUUUUAAUGAACUAACUUCCAGAUUAUUUUUCACGAAGAGUGAAGACUUUGGUGAUUAUUUUGUGAUGCAUGAUCUCUUGCAUGACUUAGCAAUAUUCCUUGCUGGAGAUUUCUAUUGCAACUCAGAAGAACUUGCUAAAGAGGAGAUAAAGAUUCAGACUCGGCAUUUGUGGGUAGAUUUAAGUCAUUGUAGCUCAAAACUUUAUAAUUCUAUUUCUAAAGUAGAAUCUUUGAGAACAUUAUUAUUCUUUGGCGAUUUCUCUUCUCCCAACUGCAACAUUGAAGCGGCAACAUGUGAGAUAUUAUCAAAGUGUAAAUACUUGAGAGUUUUAUCCCUUAGAAAACUUGAUGAGGUGCCUAAUUUAAUAGGAGAAUUGAUCCAUCUGCGCUACUUGGAUCUCUCUUGGACUGGUAUUAAGACACUGCCAGAGUCUUUGUGCAACUUGGGUAAUUUGCAAAUAUUGAUGUUGUAUGAUUGUUCUAAGCUAACUACACUGCCUAGUGGUUUGCAUAAUCUUGUGAGUUUGUGGCAUCUUUAUAUUAGAAAAACCUCUUUGGAAGAAAUGCCCAGGAAAAUGAGCGAAUUGAGUCAGUUGCACGUUUUAAGUUCCUUUAUCGUUGGCAAGCACGAAGACAAUGGAAUCCAGGAGUUAGGAGGGCUGGCAAAUCUUCAUGGAUCCGUUGAGAUUAAGAAGUUGGAGAAUAUUGUUGAUGUGGAAGAAGCAAAGAGGGCAAAGAUAAUGGAUAAGAAGCACAUUGAUGAAUUAUGUUUGGAAUGGUCUUCAGGUGAUGAUUUGGUUUCAAGUACACAAAAAGAAAGAGACAUUCUCGAUAAGUUGCAACCGCAGAAUGGGUUGAAAGAGUUGAAAAUCAAUGGAUACAAGGGUACAAUAUUUCCAGAUUGGUUGGGGAACUGUUCCUACCAAAACAUGACACGUGUAUCUCUAAAGUCUUGCAAGAAUUGCUGCAUGCUGCCUUCACUUGGACAGCUGCCAUCUCUCAAGUCGCUGCACAUUCGAGGUUUGGAUCAGCUGAGGAGGAUUGGCGAGGAGUUUUACAAGAACGAAGGAGCUCAUCAUUCUUCACAUAUUGCACCGUUUCCCUCACUGGAGACUUUGGUAUUUGAUAACAUGGCAUGUUGGGAGGUGUGGCACGUAUCUGAGUCGGAAACUUUUCCUCAACUUAGGAACCUUGAAAUAACAAAUUGCCCAAUGUUGAAGGAAGAGAUGCUUAUUCAGGUAUUCUUCAGAAUAGUUUCUUCUUUGUCGGAUGUUUUCAAAGUUCGCAAACUACGUAUUGGCGAACACUUUAUAAACCGGCACACCGAAGCAGUGUUUCUUGACGGGGAUACUUUAAGAAUUAGGGGAAGUGAAUCUGUGAUGGAGUCUGCAUUGAAGGCAAUGAUGAGCAUCAACCAUCUACAUUGCCUCCAAGAAAUACACAUCUUGAGCUGUAAUAAACUAGAAUUCCCCCAGCUACAGCAGCACAGGUAUGAUUUGGUAGAACUACAAAUAGAACACAGCUGUGAUUCACUGACCUCCUUGUCGUUGGAUGUCUUUCCCAAUCUCAAGAAUCUCCAGAUAAAAGUUUGUAGCAAUCUCGAAUCAGUGGUAAUGUCAGAGGCACCACACGCUGCUCUUCAACGUGUCUCCAUCUAUUACUGCCCUGAAUUAGUGUCAUUAGCAGGAGAAGGACUGGCUGCACCCAACUUGACUCAUCUGAGCAUCACACAAUGCUACAAGUUGGAGGCAUUACCACAUGACAUGAAAAGUCUACUCCCAAGUUUACACUCUCUCGACAUAUAUGGUUGCCCAAGAAUUUGCAGGUUGCCAGAGGGUGGUUUGCCGCCUAACUUGAAAUCACUUUAAGUGGGAUUUUGCGAGAAACAAAUGAGGGAUCUAUCAUGGAUGGGCAACUUGCACGCCCUCACUCAUCUAAGAAUUGUAGGUAAUUACUGCGACAACAUAAAGUCAUACCCAGAGGUGGGUUCACUGCCUCACCUUCCCUCCCUUACCACUCUACAUAUCCAAGAGUUUAAUAAUCUGGAGACAUUGGAGUGCAACGAGCUUCUCCGCCUCACCUCCCUUCAACAACUACACAUUCAUUGGAGUCAAAAACUGGAGAAUAUGGAAGGAGAAAAGCUGCCUCCCUCUCUCUUGCUACUUCAACUUACGUGGUGUGGUUUGCUAGGAAAACACUGCAAGAACAAGCAUCAACUAAUCUGGCCCAAAAUUUCCCACAUCCCUGACAUUAACGUCUUCUAAACAGGGAUUUCUGAACAGGUAGCUUCUACCGAGGUUGGAGAAUAUGGCAGGAGAAAAGCUUCCUUUUUCUGUUACUAUUUCAAAUUCAACACUGUCCUUUGCCCGGCAAACUCUACAAGAAGAAGAGUUGCAGCUAAACUCUAUAUGAAGGUAACAUAAACUUGAUGGAUCUAGAGGCAUUGAUCUUUGAAGCUGCUCUAUCUCAUAUCAUUUCUUAUGAAGACCAACUCAAAUAGAUUUUCCAGGGGCAUCAAGAAAUAGAUAACUGCUAUGGUCGAGGAUCUACUUUCUUUCUGGUUUCAACCAUUAAAAUGUGCAUUAGGCAGCUUCUGUGGCAAUUGCAACUUGGUGAGCAUCUAAAAAGGAAUAAUACAUCAUUGUGUAUUUAUCAAGCAGGUUAUGAUAAUUUUCCUUUGUGUGAGGCCCAAGCAAACUCUUUUUGGAGAGUCCCUCUACAUCCCAAUUAGUGUAUUAACCUGAACAAAUGAAUGAUUGGAUGGUUAAAUUCUUUUCUGGUUUACCUGGAGUUCUUCAUUCAUAGUCCUUCAACUUUGAGGUGUGAUUGCAAUCCGAGCUCUCUAGCCAAAAAGUUCGUAAGCAACGGUCGUCUAUUGUAUCAUUGAUUUCACCAUUUAGUUUAUGCUUUUAUGUUCUUGUACAAGAGUUCUGCAUGUAUCUUUAGUAGUGCUUGUAAGUUUUGAGACUUGUUUGUAGCUUUGAUUUGGAAAAUAGUGAAAAUUUUUACCUUCCCAUG